AGGACGUAUAGAGGCGGAAGAGCAGAAUUCAGUCAUGAGACGCAAAUACUGAUGUUUUUGUGGUUUUGCAGUAAUAAAACUACAUUCCGCGAGGUUGGAAACCUUUUUAAUAUGUCGCUUUGAAGCGUGCAUAAAAUUUUUAAUCUUUAUGUUUGACGAAGUUGCUCCAAACGGGAUUGGUUUUCCAAUAGAUGCUGCUGGAAAAGAAGAAAUUGGCAGUGAAUUCAAGCGCAUUUGUGGAUUCCCAAAUGUUUUGGGCUGCAUUGAUGCCAGCUAUAUAGCGGUGAGAACUCCAAAGCACAAAAUCAGAUCCACAUACAUAAAUAGGCACGAUUCGAUAUCUAUAACUAUGCAAGGUAUUUGUGAUGCGAAUUUGCGGUUUUUGGACGUUUUUACCGGAGUUCCGAGUAAAAUGCACGACUCUCGUUUGCUAAAGCUGUCGUUUAUUGGUAAGGAGCUGGGUAAAUUGUGCUCGCCCGAUCUCCUUGGAGAUUCCGCUUAUCCACUCCGCACUUAUCUAUUAACGCCCUACCGAGACUAUGGGAAUCUGACCGAGACUGAAAGAAAAUACAAUUACAAGUUUUUUCAAACACGUGUAAAGAUUGAAAAUGCAUUUGGAUUGUUAAAGUGCCGCUUUCGGCAGAUUAUGAGACUAGAUUUUCACGUUGAGCCAAUGGGUAAAUUCAUAGUUGCAUGCAUCAAUAAAAAUUACAUUUUCGAAGAACAAUUGGAAUACAUUGAACAUAGUUCUAAUCAAACGCAUAUUUUGGCAGAGGAUGUUAAUGAGGCCGUGCUAAGUACUGGCCAGCUCGCACAUUGCCGUGCGGUAACCCCGAAGCGCAAUAGCAGCGGCUGCCAAGCAACGACCACACCGCCUAACAACAACAACAAGGCGACCCCAUUAAGGGUGCCACACAGCAGCGACAACAUCGGCUGCCACAGUAGCAGCCGCAGUACCCAGCAACAACAACAACGCCCAGUAACGACAGGGCCCAUACCACUGGCCUGCCGCAACAAGAAUAACUGCUGCCACAGCAAAAACAACAACCACCAGAAACGACGACAACAACCGGCUACAACAACAACAGCAGUGCCCCACCAAGGUCUGCUGCAACAAAGGUCUAUGAAAUACAAUAUUUUUACAGACUAUAGGCAAACUGAAAGUUAUUACUAA
This is a messenger RNA of Rhagoletis zephyria (snowberry fruit fly), 1174 nucleotides long. Its product is annotated as putative nuclease HARBI1. The record is from RefSeq and is a predicted model, not a curated record. Lineage: Eukaryota; Metazoa; Arthropoda; Insecta; Diptera; Tephritidae.